Suillus clintonianus is the source of this 1170-nucleotide messenger RNA. RefSeq lists its product as uncharacterized. The record is from RefSeq and is a predicted model, not a curated record. Bases 1 to 1170 code for a protein of 389 amino acids. The transcript has 2 exons. Lineage: Eukaryota; Fungi; Basidiomycota; Agaricomycetes; Boletales; Suillaceae.
AUGGAACAUAGAUCUCAUUAUAAUUCACCACGCAACUCUCUCGCCACCCAAAUCUUUAGCGGGACCGGUGUCAACCACACAACUACAGUCAUCAUCGUGGUUCUCUGUGUCGUUGCAGGCACGUUGAUCUUGUUCGGUCUUUUUCGCUUCCUACGCCAUCGAUUGGCUCGACGUUCCACUCCCUUACCCCCCGUGCAGCCUAUUGCUCAUUAUCGUAAGCAGCGGCUGACAGAGUUUGAUGAACGACCCACUAUAACGUCAACAUACUCCCUGUCUUCACGCCUUUCCCCGUCAAUUGGAUUAUCGCCCGCUGCGAGUGAUUCUUCAUUUCUCCCCGCAAAGUACGACCAGACUUUUUCUUCGCAAACAAGUCUGUGUCUUGUGGAGAAAGGCGAUGACCAAGAUGUGCCGCUGCCUCCAGCGACGGACGAAGAAAAUCUACGAAUGCCAAAUCCUGCAUUUGGUCAUGUCAGGCGUUUGAGUAGCAGCUCUUUGGGUUCUGCUUCCUCCACUCCCCCCUUAGCUUCUGUUGCAUCGCGUUCGCCAUCACAAGCUACGCUUUCCCGUUCGUAUUCUCGCCGUACGGGUCCUACGUCUGCAGUAUCCAGCACCUCCAUCCGAAGUACGAAGAGUUCUAGAAGGAGCACUGUCGUAGGUGUCCCGCAUGGACCACAUAGUCAAGUCAGAGUCGUAUUACCUGCUCCUCUCGCUCCUUCUCUGCAUCCAUAUUUGUCUGGACCAGAAGCGGGUAGAUUGGGUGUAGAUGACCAGGCGUCAAACCGCACAACCAUGGUCGAUAUGUGGGCAGCCCCGCUCCACAGGUCGGUGAGCUCUGAUCAUAUCCGACAAAAUUCGCCCGCCAUUUCUGCUACGUACCGGCACGGAGCUUCAUCCCCUACAGCUCGACAGAGGACCUCCUCCUGCCAUACACCGCCAUCAUCAUUUUAUUCCUAUGCGAUUGGUUCCCCUCCUGUUCCCCCAAUUCCUACCCAGUACAGGCAAUUCAGUGACGCACCUUACGCUACACAGCAUCAGCAAACCGAUCCUACGAGAGCCCGACCUCGCAGGCUCUCGCGACCCAUUUCCGGAGGGACAUAUACUGCACAGCACGAGGACCGAGAAGAGAGUCCUCGCGAGUCCUUGACGCCGUUUCAACCGAGUAAUAGCUGA